AUGAUAGAAUGUCUUAGCUGUUAAAGUCAAUUCACUAAUUGUAUUAGAUGUGAUAUGAAUAAUUGCUCUAUAUGUAAUUAUGGCUAUUAAUAUUGUGGUUAUAAUAGAAAAUGUAUGGAAGUUAUCAUGGACCCUAAACUAUUAACUUGCGCUGAGGGAUGUGAUAAUUGUAUUUAUACACUAAGUUGUGAAAAAUGUUCUGAAGGUUAUCAUGAAGUAGUUUAUUAGUAAGCAGGUGUUUACAGAUAUGUAAAAUGUAAAAAAAGUUGUACUACUAUUAAUCGUUGUCUAGAUUGUGAUAAAAAUAAUAUAUGCACAUCAUGUAAGCACCCGUAUUAUCUUGAUAGAGAAAACAAUUAAUGUAGAUGA
This is a messenger RNA of Ichthyophthirius multifiliis, 369 nucleotides long. RefSeq lists its product as hypothetical. The record is from RefSeq and is a predicted model, not a curated record. The transcript has a single exon. NCBI's taxonomy places the organism in Eukaryota, Ciliophora, Oligohymenophorea, Hymenostomatida.